Molecule: messenger RNA, 1152 nt
Organism: Carya illinoinensis
Lineage: Eukaryota; Viridiplantae; Streptophyta; Magnoliopsida; Fagales; Juglandaceae
Product: receptor-like protein kinase FERONIA
Exons: 2
Coding region: 79-1116 (345 amino acids)
Biological process (GO): protein autophosphorylation
Cellular component (GO): plasmodesma; plasma membrane
Molecular function (GO): ATP binding; transmembrane receptor protein tyrosine kinase activity
Source: RefSeq, a predicted model, not a curated record
CCAAGAUAAAGAAAACAAUUUUCAUUUCUACUGGAAGUGGAGUGCGGGCUUCUUUGGCAAGCUUUUUCUGGUGUUUUGAUGGCUAGCGCUCUUGCGAAACUGAGGAAGCGCUUGGGUUUUUCAUGCCCUAUCGAAGAGAAGUUAGGAAAGACAAUAGCCUCAUCCCUUCCCGGAGAACUAUGCCGCCACUUUUCUCUGGACGAAAUCAAAACGGCAACUGACAACUUCAAUGAAGAAUUAAUUGUCGGUGUGGGUGGUUUUGGCCCUGUAUAUAAGGGUUUCAUUGACGAGGGUAACCCCCGGACUAUGGCGAUAAAGCGCUUGAACCCAAGUUCAAAGCAAGGUGCACCAGAGUUCAGCACGGAGAUUCUAUUGCUCUGUCAGAUUCGCUAUGUCCACCUCAUUCAAUUAAUCGGAUACUGCUACGAUGAGCGUGAGAUGAUCCUCGUCUACGAUUUCAUGGCCAACGGCACGCUCCGCUGCCACCUUUACGACACCCAAAGGGAUUCCCUUCUGUGGAAACAGAGACUCCAGAUUUGCAUCGGAGCAGCGCGUGGCCUGCACUACCUACACAGUGGCUUGAAGCACCUAGUUAUCCACCGUGACGUGAAGACGACCAAUAUUCUUUUGGACAAUAAAUUGGUAGCCAAGGUUUCAGAUUUCAGAUUGUCCAAACUGACGGUGCGUUUGAGUCUGGAUAACAUUGCAGAUAGUAUGAUGGUAAAGGGUACGUUUGGAUAUUUGGAGCCGAAGUACAUAAGACGCCAAAAACUGACUGAAAAAUCUGAUGUGUACUCCUUCGAUGUGGUGCUUCUGGAAGUAUUAUGCGCCCGGAAAGCUCUGAAUCCCAAACUGCAGGAGGAGCAAUGGCAUCUGGCCAACUGGGCCCGAAACUGCAACAAGAAGGGGAGCAUCGGCGAAAUCAUAGAUCCUAAUCUAAUGGGAAAGAUAGCUCCAAAAUGCUUUAAGGUAUACGUGGAGAUUGCGAUGGCUUGCGUGCAAGAUCAGAGGAUCCAAUGGCCUAAGAUGGUAGAUGUGAUUGAUAAGCUCGAACUUGCACUGGAGCUGCAAGAGAAGGCGGAUGGAGAUGCAGAAGAUGUGCGAACUAUGAAUUAGUUGAUGGCUACAUUAUUUUAGUGUCAGAAGGGACAA